ACGAUUACUAUCAUGAGCGAGAGCAUGGGACUUCGCGUGCGGCGGCAGCAAGUGUAGAUCGUGCAUGCUGCAUUCUCGAGGAAGUUUCGUAUAGAACAGUUGCAGGUAAUAGACGUCCAUCCCACUUGCAGGGAUACGGUGCGUUACCAUCGUAGAUAGGAUGGAGUACUACGACCCUGUCAUGUCUCGCGCAAACGCGGGACAGGAGAGCAUGUCGCUUCAGGAUAUGAUAGAGUGUGAUAUGCAAUCACCUCCUAUGGAACAACACAUGAUGGGAUCGCACGAUAACCCAGUGUCGGAAUACGCUCCCUCAGAAGCAUUGCCACAGAACGUACUUGUGAAUAUGUGGCCGCAAUCGCACCCGACUCACGAUAGUCUUUCGUGGGUAAAUAGUGUCGACAUGAGUAAUUUUCAGCAGUUGUCUGGAGACGGAAGAACAGUGAUUAUGGUCGACCCUCAGACGGGCUUGCCGCAGGAGGCUCAGCCACCACCGUACAAUCUGCACUCAUUCGAUAGUCCACCGCGAGCGAUUCGCCAAAGUACAGCGCAAAACCUCUCUCUACAUCCUCCUCCGAUGUAUAGCCAGCAGAGGCAACCCCAUCUACACGGGCCGCCGAUACCUCACUUAUCUCGGCAACACAUACCGCAGGCACAGCAGCCGCAGCCGAAACCCGGAGAGAGCAAAUGGGAGAAGCCUGCCUAUUCGUACAGCUGCCUUAUUGCAAUGGCACUGAAGAACAGUAAAAGUGGUAGCCUACCUGUGAGCGACAUAUACAACUUCAUGAUAGAAAAUUUCCCUUACUUCAAAACGGCUCCUUCGGGAUGGAAGAACUCAGUGAGGCACAAUCUCUCGUUAAACAAGUGUUUUGCGAAGAUUGAGCGACCGACGGGUCAUGGAAACUCGAGGAAAGGGUGUCUCUGGGCAAUGAAUCCGGCCAAGAUUGAGAAGAUGGAUGAGGAAUGCCUGAAGUGGCGGAAGAAGGACGCCGCUGCCAUCAAACGAGCCAUGGCUAAUCCGGAUAAGCUCGAACUCAUAGAGAAGGGGAUUUGUCGGUCUCCUAGUCCAGUGUCACAGCACACGCCUCCCCAGACGAUACUAGGUGAGAUCAAGGCAGAGCCGCUCAUGGAGCAUGGCAGCUACACAGCCGAUGCUGAACUGUUCGAUCCGACCCUGGCUGAUAUUAACAUGAAGUACGGUGUGUUCUUGCAUCCGCAGAGUCACUGCUGGUCUGACGCCCAGGAACCGGGAGACUUUAGUCCAGGACAGGAUCAGGCUGUGCCGUCCGGUAUUCCUCACACAACGAUUGCCCAGUCUGUGCCAUACGACAUUUCUCAGACUGCGGUUAGCGGUACCUACGUCUAUACGCAGAACUACAACACCAACAACAACACCAAGUUAUACACGGACAAUUCGAGUCACGGCGAGUUGUAUAUUGGAAACAAACCAGUGGCUCUCAUAUAGUUAACAAAUGCGAUGAGCCAAACGAGGACGUUGUCUUACGAUAAAAGUCAUGUUUGUAGACAUGGCAGCGAGAGAUUGAAAAAAAAGGUGAUGAUAUAGAUAGCGCGCGCGCGUGUGUGUGUGUGUGUGUGUGCGUGCGUGCGUGUGUGACAGAGAGGCGCGUGCAAGAGGGAGAGAGCGGGGGUAGAGAGCACGUGUAUUUCCGGAGUUCACCAUGUCAUAUAACCCAUAUCAUACCUACGAACGUGCCUUUUCCACAGAGUUACGAAGAAUCUAUCAGAUAUGGUUGUUUAAUGAGCAAGAAAUUGUCAACAUAUACUUAGCAUACUUAGCUUACAUAACUUUACUUAGCUAUGCCAAUAAGACCGUCCAUACAUACAUACAUGCGUGCGGGAGGAGAUUUAAGUGUGUAUAGGUAUUGAUAUUUUGACAUUACAGCUGUACCAAACUAUAUGAGACCUAUCUAUUUUGAUGUUGGUCCCAUAUUCCUUCACGUACUUCUCUUAAACCAAAGCUGGAUGAAAUAGUCCCAGGCAUUGUAAUAUAAUCAAGAGUUAUUUGGGUUGUAUUUAAUUUCGUAUAAUAUCGAUUUCCCAUGCUGUCUAUGCUGUAUUUAUUUUAUUUAAUUGCUGACAGGAAGCUUUUUGAAACACCUGUUGCCUCGUUGACGAGGUGACACUAAUCCCAUUCCAUUACUGCCUACAUCGCGUGUAGGCACUCGUACCACGGAAGCGUUUUGCUCAAAUUGAAAUGUUUGCAUUUGUCUUGUGUCUGCUUCACAGUAUCGUAUGCUCAUCUGUCUAGAGUCGGAAUGUUUAAAGGUUUGUGAACAUCGAGACACAUUGUUAUUAUGUCGCUUAUGAUCUGCACCACCCUGACAUGACAAUGUAGGUUGAGCUAAUCCAAAGGUUUACAAUGGCGUCGCAGUGUGACGGGCAAUGACGUCGCUGCGUCACGUGGGUUACAGAUCUUUCGAUCAUCAGGGAAGUAUGCAGGCAGACAAAUAUGUUGUCUAUUACGCGUGUGAUCAGAAAUCUCAUACGUAUAUAUCUGUAACGAGAUAGCCCUGUGUUCGUGCACGUUAUAAUAAAAUCCAUGGAUUUUUCUACUUUUUGGCACACGCAUAUCACAACUAUCUCCUAGCUGUUUCAUGAAAUUGCGUGUACAUGACAUUUCAAAACUCUGAAUGUCUCGAAGUGAUUCUAACCGUGUAGCUCCAACAAUAAGUAGGAAAGACGUGGUCAGAUAGUAGGUCGUGCGAGUAGAUUGAUAGAAAAACGGUGCCAGCUCUGAAAUUUCAGGGUAUUAUAGGCUAUUAUGAUUGUUAUACACAAUCGCGGUGAUAUGGCACAGCAUGUUGACGAUGUAUAUAUAUAGACUACCACAAAUGCAUAUCAAUGAUGAUCUAAAAAAUUAUUGGCUAUAAUUAUUUCUACGAACGAUGAAUGCUUAUAAGAAUUUCAGUAUAUACUUGUAGGUAUUGUUUAGGUGAGUUUAUUAUGUGAAUCAAUUAUUCAUCCAGGGUUCCCUGUUUUAACGUUGGCUGUAUAUAUAUAUAUAUAUAUAUAUAUAUAUAUAUGU
Molecule: messenger RNA, 3043 nt
Organism: Priapulus caudatus
Lineage: Eukaryota; Metazoa; Priapulida; Priapulimorpha; Priapulimorphida; Priapulidae
Product: forkhead box protein N4-like
Exons: 6
Coding region: 161-1462 (433 amino acids)
Biological process (GO): regulation of transcription by RNA polymerase II
Molecular function (GO): transcription cis-regulatory region binding; DNA-binding transcription factor activity, RNA polymerase II-specific
Source: RefSeq, a predicted model, not a curated record